Molecule: messenger RNA, 1386 nt
Organism: Medicago truncatula (barrel medic)
Lineage: Eukaryota; Viridiplantae; Streptophyta; Magnoliopsida; Fabales; Fabaceae
Product: ATP synthase mitochondrial F1 complex assembly factor 2
Exons: 4
Coding region: 95-1060 (321 amino acids)
Biological process (GO): mitochondrial proton-transporting ATP synthase complex assembly
Cellular component (GO): mitochondrion
Source: RefSeq, a predicted model, not a curated record
GAAAAGAGCAUAAAUCAUUUCUUUACUUCUUUCUUAUCAUCCUCCCUUCUUUCUUUUGAAGAACAAAAACUUCUAAACAAGUGAGAGAAAAAAAAUGGCUCACUCAUUAAUAAAAAAUUCAAUCAAAUCAAUAAACCCUAAAUUUCUGUCCACCCUCUCAGCUCACCGGAUUGUCCGGCGUUUUGGCUCCGCGGCGGCAGCUGACGAGGAGCAGUCCUCAUCUUUCACAUUCUCAUCGGAGGGAGACAGCAUCCAGCUGAAAUCACCGUCUGCGGCGAGGCGUAAACUGUCGUCGUCGGUGACGAUGCCGAUUUCGUUUAUGACGGGAUCGAUUGUGGGGAAAAGGUUUUACAAAGAAGUGAAGACAAAAGAAGCGGAUGAUGGUAAUGGUUGGACCGUGAUGCUUGAUUACAGAACGCUUAAGACUCCUGCUAAGAGACCGCUUAAGCUUCCUACUGUUGCUCUUGCUAAGGCUAUUGCCGCUGAAUGGGAUUAUCAACAAAUAGAUGGCAUAAGACCCUUUACAAUGCCUCUUAUGAGACUUGCUUGCACUGCCUUGGAAAGAGUUCCUGUGACAAGGCCCAAAAUUAUUGAGCAUUUGGUGAAGAAAUUUAAUCAAGAUUUAGUAUUUUGCCGUGCUCCUGAUGACAAUGAACUUGCAAGCUUGGUCUAUGAACGCCAAGUUGACAAAAUUGAUCCUCUACUACACUGGUUGGAGUCAGAAUUUGGCUUUAAGCCUGUUGUAUACUCCAGCUUUUUUGGUGGAAAGCAGGAAGAUGGUCUUGUGAUGGCUAUAGAGAAACUUCUAAAGAAAACAGACGACUGUGAAUUGGCCGCAAUUGAUGCUAUUGCAGCAUCAGCACAGUCAUUAACAAUUGCCAUUGCAUUGGUGCAUGGGAGAUUGCAAAUUGAGGAAGCAAUAGAGCUUAUUAGACUUGAAGAAGAUUUACAGGUGGACAGGUGGGGCCUUGUUGAAGGUGGCCAUGAUAUCGACAUAGCUGAUAUUAGGGUACAGAUUUCAUCACCAGUUGUAUUUCUUGGUUUGUCAAGAAAUAUGUAGAUUUUGUUUUGUUGUUAAUCAUCCCAAAUUUUAUAGCUGUCAGCAUGAGAUGGUCCAUGUCAUAUCCAGAUAUUUUUAUUCAUGGGGUCUUGUUCUGUAGAUGGGUUUUGUUCUUGUUACUACUUUGUUGACGAGUUAUUGUGCUCUAUAGGCCCCUCAGAUUGUUUAACGUCUGAAAUAAGCCGAUCGGGAGUUAGGUUAUGAUCCAAAGAACAAUGAUCAAGUUGAGUCUCCGGAUAGAUUUUGUGAGAUCGGAAAAUAUAAUUCGAUAAAUCCGAGAGAUUUUUGAGCAACAAUGCAAGAGGUCUAUAAAACAAUUAUCAUAA